This is a messenger RNA of Nothobranchius furzeri (turquoise killifish), 2197 nucleotides long. RefSeq names its product calcitonin receptor-like b (gene calcrlb). Gene Ontology annotation, biological process: adenylate cyclase-activating G protein-coupled receptor signaling pathway; angiogenesis; cell surface receptor signaling pathway. Gene Ontology annotation, molecular function: calcitonin receptor activity; adrenomedullin receptor activity; calcitonin gene-related peptide receptor activity. Gene Ontology annotation, cellular component: plasma membrane. The record is from RefSeq and is a predicted model, not a curated record. Lineage: Eukaryota; Metazoa; Chordata; Actinopteri; Cyprinodontiformes; Nothobranchiidae.
AGACUCCCCAGGAAACCUCGCUCUUUCUUGUUCUCAUUUCCCACCAGGAACUCCCAGAUCUCAGGAAUACUUUUGGCUCCCGUUCUUUUUCCAAUUUCCACAAAGUGUACGAAGAUGAGUCCGAGCAGCAUCCUUUCUCUCCUGGCUUUCUGCUUCAUAAGCAAGCUGCUGGCCGUAGCAUCAUCUGAGAUUGAGGACCAGAGGUUCGGGAUUCACCAGAGUGAAAUCGCCAUGGCGCAGUAUCAGUGUUUCCAGAGGAUUACGAAAGAAUCUCAUCGCAAAACCAAAACCAUCGGGCUGGAGUGCAACACGACGUGGGAUGGCUGGUUGUGUUGGGAUGAAACUGAAGCUGGGGUGAAGCAACAGAACUGUCCAGGCUACUUUGAGGACUUCGACACUCAAGAAAUGGCCUCCAAAGUGUGCACGGAGUCUGGCGAGUGGGAACAACACCCCGAAAGCAACAGAACGUGGACAGACUACACAAAGUGUAAAGCCAACAAGCGCAUUAAGACAAACUCAGCAAUGACUCACUUCUACUUGAUCAUGAUCGGUCACGGACUAUCCUUGAUAUCACUCCUCAUUUCGCUGGGAAUAUUCUUCUAUUUUAAAACUUUGAGCUGCCAGAGAAUAACGCUGCACAAAAACCUUUUCCUCUCAUUCGUGUUAAACUCGGUCAUUACUGUUGUGUGGUUCUGCAACAUGCAGAAGGGGAAUUCUGGCAGCUGUAAACUUCUUGCCUUCAUCCACUUGUACAUCAUGAGCUGUAGCUACUUCUGGAUGCUCUGUGAGGGCAUCUACCUGCACACUCUGAUCGUCGUGGCGGUGUUUGCAGAAAAACAGCAUCUCACGUGGUAUUAUCUCCUCGGCUGGGGUUUUCCACUUGUGCCAGCAGUCAUAUAUUCAAUAGCACGUUACUGCUACUACAACGACAGAUGUUGGGUCAGCCCGGCUACGUCCUUGCUGUACAUCAUCCAUGCUCCAAUCUGCGCUGCACUGGUGGUGAACUUUUUCUUCUUGCUGAACAUCGUUCGAGUUCUCAUCACCAAGCUACGAGUGACGCACCAGGCUGAAUCCAGCCUUUACAUGAGGGCAGUGAGGGCAACCCUCAUCCUCAUCCCUCUGCUCGGCAUCCAGUACGUCUUGCUGGCGUACAAGCCCCAAGAUCACUGGAUCUCUGAGAUCUAUCAGUACAUCAUGACCAUCCUCAUGCACUUCCAGGGUCUGCUGGUUUCUACUAUUUUCUGCUUCUUCAACGGAGAGGUUCAGACUGUUAUAAGGAGACAAUGGAAUCAACAGCGGUUGCAGUUCGCCGGGACUUUUGGCAAUCCUGACUUCUUCCGCACCACGUCUUACAUGGGAACGUCGCUCACCGAGGUCCACCGAUGCUACAGCAUCGAGAGCCACACGGAGCACUCAAACGGCAGAACGUACUCCGACAUAUUCAGAUCGGACAGCCCUUUUGUGUGAGCGCGGCGUUCCCGCUCUUGUUCUCUCCUCUGAGAUCUCCAUCUUCUAGGAGUGUUACAAAAAAAAACAGACUUCCUUUUAGGGGGAUUUUUACCCCCAAGAUGCUGACUAUUUUGAAAAGUCAGGUAAAGUAUCUUUUUAGUUUGUAUUUUUACGGAGUUUUUGUUGGACACGAGGAAUAUUCUAUUCCAGAACUAUCUUUUGAAAAUACAAUUUUAUUACCUAAUAAUGCGCAAAAAUAUCAAAAACGAGCUUAUAUUCCAGACUGUGUGGACACUUGCCAGUAAUGUGAUUUUUUUUUUCUCGAACCCAACAUACAUUACGUUAACGAUAGUUCAAGAAGUUUUUAUAUCCAAAGUAAUUUUACGUCUGUUUUUAGCUUCUCCUACCCCAAGCCUAACCAUCAGUUGAUUGAUAUGUUUCAGGAUGCCUGCAUUGCCAGCCUAGCAUGUAUAAGUACAGAUGAUUUACAUUUAAAGACCAAGUUCACUCAUAAACAGUUGUUUACUGGUUCUUUUUAAAAUGUGAUUUGUCAAUCUGAGUUUAACAUGUAGAAUGUUUCCCACCACUAACUCCUAUAUUAGCUGCUGGUAGAAAACAGACAGGAAAACACUCUGAUUUAAAAAGCAUGCCAGUUGCGUGUCACAGUUAGCAUGGCCUCACCAUCUUGGAUCACUGUGGGGCAUGGACGUAAUUUUCACUUUAGAAGUGUGUGUGUGUGUGUGUGUGU